CUGAACUAGCUAACGACCGCUUCUAGCUGCGGCUCUCCCCAUCUCAUCUAUAAAUAUAGCUAUACAGAAUCCCAAACCUAAUCCACUGAAAAAAAAUCUAAACCGACGAAUAAAGGAGAGAUAAGUUGUCAGUCAAGGCUCCAGAAGGAGCCGCAAGCGUAGACAAAGAGGCUCCCUUGUGGCGUGACCAUGAAGCCACGCCCGCCGGCGGGGGCGUCGUCUGCUUCAGCCGUGACCGCCAGGCUCCGGCCGCACCUCGCGCGGAUCACAUCUUUCCUGAUCGUCUUCGCCGUCGGCUACUCCGUCGGCCUCCUGUCCUCAUCUACCCGGCCGUCGCCGAAGCCGUCCCAGACGACGAUCGUGCGGCCGCACGCCGCGCACCUCACCGACGCCUCCACCACCGUCCCGGCGACGAACGCCACGGCCGCGGCGGCGGCGGCGACGACGAGCUACCCGCGGUCGCCGCCGCACGACCUGUUCCGAUUCAGGGAGGAGUGCGGGGAGCCGGUGCCGAGCGAGGCCGUCGUGCCGACGCUGCUCGAGAAGCUGUUCGACGGCGAGAGCCCCUACGCGGGCUUCCCCACGCCGCAGACCGCGGCACUGCUGCACCCGGCGAAGGCGCGCCCGCGCGGGUGGGGCUCGACGGGGGCCGUGUUUGCGGAGCUCAUCGAGGCGGUGCGCCCGGAGGUGAUCCUCGAGCUGGGCGCCUUCCUGGGCGCGUCGGCGCUGCACAUGGCGGCCGUGUCCCGGAACCUCUCGCUGUCCCCGGCCAUCCUCUGCGUCGACGACUUCCGCGGGUGGCCGGCGUUCCGCGAGCGGUUCCGGCGCGACGUCCCGCCGGCGCGGCACGGGGACGCGCUGCUGCUGCCGCAGUUCAUGGCCAACGUGGCUGCGGCGGGCGACGGCGCCGCGGCGCGCGUGCUGCCGCUGCCCUUCUCCACGGCGUCCGCGCUGGCCGCGCUGUGCGGGUGGGGCGUGUACGCGGACCUCAUCGAGGUGGACGCCGGGCACGACUUCCACUCGGCGUGGGCGGACAUCAACCUGGCCUGGGCCGUGCUCCGGCCAGGCGGCGUCAUGUUCGGCCACGACUACUUCACCUCCGCCGACGACCGCGGCGUGCGCCGCGCCGUGACGCUCUUCGCUAAGGUCAAGGGGCUCACCAUCCGGCCCCACGGCCAGCACUGGGUGCUCUCCCCAAAGCCGCGCGGCCACGGCAAAGCCCGGUGACGGUUCAGCACUCACCACCUCGACCAAAAGCCGACGAAAAAGGUUGCGGCGUUGCCACUAUUCUCUGAAGUGUUCCUCUCAACCACCAUCAAUCUUUUUUCUCCCGCCUUAUUCUUCUCUAAUGGCACGGAGAUUGCUUACAAAAGAAACUAAGAAUGCAUUUGUUCUUCUCUGAGAUACUAUAUUCGAGUAGCAUUGGACGAUGGAAAUUUAUGUAUAGUAGACAUGAACACGACGUCUGCAAGUGUAUUAUGGAGUAAAUUAAAGUAAGCUAGAUAGAUGGAAUGUUGCUAUUGAU
Molecule: messenger RNA, 1525 nt
Organism: Panicum virgatum (switchgrass)
Lineage: Eukaryota; Viridiplantae; Streptophyta; Magnoliopsida; Poales; Poaceae
Exons: 2
Coding region: 190-1227 (345 amino acids)
Source: RefSeq, a predicted model, not a curated record